This is a messenger RNA of Chelonus insularis, 2627 nucleotides long. Its product is annotated as Kv channel-interacting protein 1-like. NCBI's taxonomy places the organism in Eukaryota, Metazoa, Arthropoda, Insecta, Hymenoptera, Braconidae. Gene Ontology annotation, molecular function: calcium ion binding. Bases 1 to 1173 code for a protein of 390 amino acids. The transcript is spliced from 7 exons. The record is from RefSeq and is a predicted model, not a curated record.
AUGCUAGAGUUUCCAAUAAAAUCAUCAUCUGGUCAUUUUGAUGGAGAUAAAGGAAACCGGAAACGUACUUGUGGGCCUUUCGUGCUGUUGUCUGCAGGGGGUGGUGGCGGUGGAGGCGGUUGCCGCCGACGUGACUACGAACGGCGUAGUGCUGGAGGACGGGGUGCUUCCGGUCUCGCAACCAUCAGCUCCUCGGUCGCGGGGAGCGCGGGGGGUUGUGGCCCCGUGGUGGGGCUCCCCUCCUACAAGAAACGUCAAGGGAAUACAGCAGCAUGGGGACGUGGUACACGUGGACGUACGAAAGGACGUGGAAAUGACAGUACGACCCUAUUGGGUUCAAGUGUGGUGUCAGCUAAUUAUCCCCAAGGAUAUCCAUCAGUUGGUCCAGGGUUUCGUGAAGUCGUUAAUAUCCUUGGAGAGCGAAAUCAAGCUGGAAGACUUACUGGUGUAGGACCACCACCUGGUACUGUUGAGAAUGAUGAUGACAAUGAAGAAGAAGGUGCACCUAAACGACCACCAAGACCUCUCUACCGUCGAUUUAUCAACUACGUUAGGCAAGCAUGGACUGGUGUCAAGUUUGCUUUAGAUUCAGAGUACGAAGAGGAACAAACACCACGAUAUAGACCAGACUCAUUAGCAAGUCUCUGCAGAGCAACUAGAUUUACAGAGGCUGAGUUGAAAAGGAUAUACCGGGGUUUCAAAGCCGAGUGUCCUACGGGUGUGGUUAGAGAGGACACGUUCAAAUGCAUUUAUUCACAGUUCUUCCCACAGGGUGCAAAUACCAGUCAGUAUGCUCAUUACGUUUUUAAUACUCUGGACCAGGACCACAGUGGACUUUUAAGUUUCGAGGAUUUUGUAACAGGCCUCAGUAUACUAUCGAGAGGAUCGAUGGAUGAGAAACUACGAUGGACAUUUUCUCUCUAUGAUAUUAAUGGAGAUGGUUGUAUUACAAGGGAUGAAAUGACGGAUAUUGUGACGGCAGUCUAUGAACUGAUGGGAAAAUUUUCCGACCCAAAUAUGGAUCCAGAAGGUGUGAGGGAAAAAGUCGAUAGAAUGUUCCAGAAAAUGGAUGGGAAUAAAGAUGGUGUCGUAACGUUAUCAGAAUUUCUGGAAGCGUGCAGAUCAGAUCCUGACAUUUCAACAUCAAUGGCAGCAUUGGACACGGCUUUCUGACACUCGGUACGUCCUCGUUACACACCAUGGACCUGAAAAACAAAAUCCGCUCAAAAAAUUAGGAUUUUACGUUUAGCGCCCCCUAUUUGAUAUACAUUGUCGAAGACUACCGGAAGAGGGCAGGGGGAGGGGGCAAGCUAGCAGAAAAAGAAGGGAGACUAAAAAAAAAAAAAUUUACAGUUGGGUAAAAUGAGAAUUGUUUAAUGACAACGAUUAUUCUCUGACAGUAGGUCAAUAAUUUAAGUUUGAUAGAAUGACAAUUAAAUUCAUCCGAGCAACUUCCAACAGAAUUUCAAUCAACGGGAGAGAGAAAAGAGUGUAAUAAACUAUUAAUUGACAAAUGGAUAAGUCAUUAAUUAAUAGUUAAUUAAUAAAUCUGCCAUAUGUGCAGAAAUGGCUGUUUGUCAAAUUUGUUGUUUUCUAAUAGCACAUAAGUGAACAUUAAAAUAACAAAUGUUUAUUUUUGUGAUUGAUUAACAAUUAAUGUGUAAGAGAAACUUGUAAUUAAUUAUUACUACAAUGCUGCAUGGAAAUGAUUAUCAUUAGAAUGCUGGCGAAAUAAAAAUACUUCAUGAAAAAUUUUUAAUAAUGAAAAAUAAAAAAAAUUUUUAAGGUUAGACCAACGAAAUGAUGAUGAUGGUUAUCGAUGUGUAACUACAAAAUACAUUUUUUGGUGAUUAUUAAUAUUAGAUAAAUUUUGAAUAAUUUGUUUAUUAAAUUAAUAAAUUAAUUGUCAUUUGGGUCACCACAAAGCCACUAAAAGUCAAGUGUUUAGGAAUAAAACAUCCAAAGUGUUUAAUUACCAAAUACCUUAAGGGUUUAUAAUAUUACACAUCGUAUACAAACUAUAACAUUUGGAUAUUUGUCAAUAAAAAACACUAAAGUUUGUUUGAAAUUGUGAACACUUAAAGUGUUUAAUUAUUAUACACUAGUGACACACAGUGUAUAGUUUAACACUAAACACGGUUAUGUAUGUUUACUGUAACACACUUGGAUCUUUAGUGGAGUGAGACAAAGUUAAAAAAUUGUAAAUUAAAAUAUCUUAUUUAAGAAAAAGGAAUUUUCUUUUUUUUACUGAUAAACUUGAUAAAAUAAAAAAAAUUUUCUAACCUCUUUAUUAUAAUAAAUUACCAUUUUAUUUCUAUGGAAAUACCUUUUUGUCACUGCCUUGUCUGCAAUUACAAUGAUGAACUGAAAAAGAGAAGGAAAAAAAGAAAUUCAAGUCAAUUUUAUUUAUGAGGAUAUAAAAAAAUAAAAUAAAAUUGUUAAAUACAUAGAAAAAAAAGGUAUUAUCAUGGGAAUAAUAGAAAAAAAUUUUUUGCAACAAUGCUACGUAGUUAUUAGGAUUUAAUUAAAAAUUUAAAUUGUAAGCCGAGAUUAACUGAGAUUUUACAUCGAACGUUAUUCUCAUAUCAACAUGAUCACUACCGCAAGUCUUUGAACAAAACAAAAAA